This is a messenger RNA of Pestalotiopsis fici W106-1, 1929 nucleotides long. RefSeq lists its product as uncharacterized. NCBI's taxonomy places the organism in Eukaryota, Fungi, Ascomycota, Sordariomycetes, Amphisphaeriales, Sporocadaceae. Bases 1 to 1929 code for a protein of 642 amino acids. The transcript is spliced from 2 exons. The record is from RefSeq and is a predicted model, not a curated record.
AUGCCUAACUUCGGUCGGCCAAGAAUGGCUCUGAGCACCUCUGACUAUCGGGAUGUGCAUGAAGACGGGGGUCUCAAGCCUGCGGAUAAACGCCGGAUCGGACUAUUAGAGGAUCGAACAGUCGAUCACAGCACUCAGAUCAGGGAUCUACAAAAGGAAUUGACGUCGGUCCGCAGCACACUUGAAGAGGCCUUAGACUUUCUGCGUGAAGUCACACAAGAGAAUAGUGCUCUGAAGAAGAGCCAUGAGAGUACUUGCCAGAACCUUUCCGACUUGUGCUCAGACAUGCGCUCACUUUCCACGGAGCACACUAACCAUGUCUCCAAGGAAGAGCUUCGGUGUGAGCUCGGCAAAGUCAAAGACAUGGUCUAUGCAGUCAAAGCAGAUCAUGAUAGCUUGGAUAUCCGAACCACUGCGGUCGAAAGCGAGAUAGACUCACUACAUGAGCAUGUGGAACGCAAUGAAGCAUGGCAAGAGACAAUGUGGAGGAGACAGAAAAUCUCCGACGAGAGUCACCAAACGCUCAAGAAUCAGGUUGGGCCAAUUCACCCCUCCGGACUGUCUUUGGUGGAGCAGAUAGACUCACAGAGCUCGACCAUUGUUGCCAUCAUCUACCAGAGCAACGGUCUUGCUGAAAAUGUUGAGUAUCUCCAGAACGAGGUUCAUCAAUCAUCACAGCAACUUAACCGGAGCUUGGCAAUGGUCCAGGACGACGUACGCGACCUCGAUUCUGACAUCAGCAAGCUGGAGACAGAUCUGUAUUCUCUUGAAGACUCACUGCAUAAAGAGCAAAUGUGUUCUCGUCAUGACUCGGAACACAUACAGAGAGUCGAGGAGCGGUUACAGAACCUCCGUCAUGAGAUGAAUACUCAGAACAAACGACAAGAGGAUAGUGCACAAGACGUGGAGCACAAACUGAUUGCUCAAAUUGAGCAGGUUCAAGUCGAAUGCACCGUUCCGAAGGCACCCCUAGCAGAACAGUGGGGGCCACUUUUGGAGAGAGUCACAAGAAUCGAAGCCUCUGCUGAAGUACACCACCAGGAAUUCAAGGAGCGUAUCACAACCAUUGAGAAUGACUUGGACCAGGUGAAAGAGGACGAACCACAAAACUUGGAACCCGAGAAAAUGAUAACUGCAGAUCAAUGCAUCAUUCACCAAAAUGAAUAUGUGGAUUGGCUCCGGAAUCAUGAUUUCCAGCUCCCAUAUGGGAUGCAUAAUUUCAAGAAUCGGGUGGUGCGUGUCGAUGACUACCUGCUGUUCUCCUGGGGAGGCCAAGAGUGGUUCUUGAGAAGAGCCGCCCAUUUCUGUUCCGAGCCAAAACGCGCCGAAAGACACCAGCGCGGCCUUGAUGAUGACGCUUACGAGGCCAAAGGGAGGCCAUAUUUUGAGUAUGCCUAUCGCAGCAGCGGGUUCGAAGCUAUUCACAGGUGGUCAUCCAGAUCUAGCGUUUGUACUUCCCGUCCCCUUCCAAAAUACUUGGUUCAUCUAGGAGAGAUAUACUCCAAUGGAAAUCCACAAGGGGCCUCCAACAUGCCCCUGAUUAGUACUGGCUUUCACUUGUUCAUGGACAUCAUCACGCCUAAGAAGCCUUUGUGGAUCAUUUUCUCACGGGAGGCAUCUGACGGCACUACCGCUGCGUUCAACGACCAGUAUAGGAUGUUCGACCAGCUGUUGGACAAGCGUUUUGACGUGGCUAUGAUAGCUGAGAGCAUCCACGAUUGGAACUCCAAACUAUGGGACACCACCGAGCCCCGACUUGUCGCCUGGAAGGCCAAAACUUGUAUGGAGAAGUCUUUCCAACAAGCUGGCACAGUAUUUACUUACCCGCACCUUGACACCCUGUUUCACACGCUGGACAGUGAAAGGGCUGGGUCUCCAGGUGAUGGACCUGACUGGUACAAGGGUGCAGAAAGCGAAGAUUAUUUGUAG